GGAGGAACGUAAAAGGGGGGCGCGCGCGGCGCAAGGGAAGGGAGGGAUCCAUGAGCCGCCAGCGCUGCCCACCUUCGGCCUUCUCCCUCUCCGUCCUGAGGGGCCUGGUGGGCUCCGCUUUCCUCUGCCUGGCGCGGACUAUGAGCCUCCGCGGAGCUGCGCCCAAUGCCUGCCUUUCAGGAGGAGGAGGAGGAGGGGGAAGCAAUAGCAGCAGCAGUGGCUCCGGGGGCGGCCUCUUCAGCGCUUCCUCCUCCUGCUCUCCUUCUGCUGCUCCUCCGCGGGUGAGGCUUCCGUGGCUGCGUCUGCCUGGGGUGCCUGGCGCCCCGCCCUCCCGAGCCAACGACGUCCUCCUGCUGCUGCCCUCCCGGGAGCCCCCUCGCCCCCAACACCACGUCCUCUACUUCCCGGGAGACGUCCAGAACUAUCAUGAAAUUAUGAUUUGUCAUCCAGAAAAUUUCCAGUGGGAACAGUGGUGCCUAGAAAAUGUUGCUGCUAUCCUUGGCCGUCGUUUCCCUGGGAGUUACGUUUGGGUUAUAAAAUGUUCGCGUAUGCAUUUGCACAAAUUUAGCUGCUAUGACAAUUUUGUGGAAAGUAAUAUGUUUGGAGCACCUGAACACAGUGCUGACUUUGGAGCCUUCAAACACCUUCAUGCACUGUUACUUAAUGCAUUUAAACUUGCUCAAAACGUUCUUCUGUCUCAGAACAGUACGCAUGAUUUCUCCAAGGAGACUAAGGCAGCUGCUUGUGAAUUACCUCCUGUUGCUACUGCUAAUGGAUGUCCAAGAGGAGAAAGAGACAUUGAACACUUCAGCAGUUCUUCUGUGGACUUUAUUGAACCCUCUGUUGUUGGUGGAGUGUCAUUCACUUUAAUCGGCUUCAGUAAAGGUUGCGUUGUCUUGAAUCAAUUACUUCAUGAACUAAAGGAAGCAAAAAAGGACAAGGACAUAUGUGCCUUCAUAAAAAAUAUAAGAGCAAUAUACUGGUUGGAUGGUGGUCAUUCUGGGGGAAGCAAUACUUGGGUGACGUACCCUGAUGUGCUUAAAGACUUUGCACAGACUGGGAUUUCAGUUUAUGCUCAUGUCACGCCAUAUCAGGUAUUCGAUACAAUGCGGGCAUGGAUUGGGAAAGAGCACAACAGAUUUGUACAAAUUCUUCAUGAGCUUGGUGUAAAUGUAAACAGCCAGCUUCAUUUUGCCAGUGAAGUACCUUCCCUGGACAACCACUUCAGAGUCCAUGAAGUAUUCUGACACUGUAACUAUAUCAAAAUGCUGUAGUAGCUACAAAAGACAGCUUUGAUUUAACUGUUUGGGAAUAUGCUUUCUUCUAAACCCUGGAAAGGGAAAUACUCCAGUGUGUGCUAAUGCCUGCUUUUUCAGACACACCGUGAUGAAAACCCAGUCUUGUCUUGGUUUUGCAGUUGAAGAGCCACAAAAGAAAUCUCUGGCUGCAAGAUAAAUUAUUUUGCUCUGUAAGAUGCCUGAGGAAAAGCAAUACUGAUUUACCUGAAACUAUUUAACAUCAGAUGGAAAACUUGCUUGAUGUUUGCUUUACUUACAUGGAAUUUUGUGGCCACAGUUUUCAGAUCCAGGCUCCAAAACUAGUAUCUGAUGAUUAAGGAUCAUUUUAUGUGUCAGGUAUUUCUGAAUGAUCCAUCUUUUCUAUUUAGAAGACUUUACUCAAGAACCAAGAGCAAAGAACUUUGGACUCCAUUGUUAAUGCUGUUGGGUUGGGGAUUUUUUUAGCACUUUGGCAUACCACAAACAAUGCAUACAUUUCUUAUCUUGAGACACCUAAGUCUUCAGUGUAAUGAAUAUAAAUUACACUUGUUGGUCAUUAAGGUGCAUAGCUACUAUACUGUUGCAUCAUGGUUGUUCUGCAGUUUCUAACCAUAGCUGAACAUCUACUGAAUGAGGUGGUUUUAUAGACAUUUAAAGAGUAUUAAAUGUCUGUUAUUUUUU
Sceloporus undulatus (fence lizard) is the source of this 1958-nucleotide messenger RNA. It is a transcript of the gene C1H2orf69, whose product is annotated as chromosome 1 C2orf69 homolog. The record is from RefSeq and is a predicted model, not a curated record. NCBI's taxonomy places the organism in Eukaryota, Metazoa, Chordata, Lepidosauria, Squamata, Phrynosomatidae. Gene Ontology annotation, cellular component: mitochondrion.